Messenger RNA from Chanos chanos (milkfish), 1299 nucleotides. It is a transcript of the gene nim1kb, whose product is annotated as NIM1 serine/threonine protein kinase. Lineage: Eukaryota; Metazoa; Chordata; Actinopteri; Gonorynchiformes; Chanidae. Gene Ontology annotation, biological process: intracellular signal transduction; protein phosphorylation; microtubule cytoskeleton organization. Gene Ontology annotation, molecular function: ATP binding; tau-protein kinase activity. Bases 1 to 1299 code for a protein of 432 amino acids. The transcript is spliced from 3 exons. Gene Ontology annotation, cellular component: cytoplasm. The record is from RefSeq and is a predicted model, not a curated record.
AUGCCUGCAAACAACAAUCAAGUUUCAUUGCGGCUCCAGCACCACAGCCUGUGGAGCUUGACGGACAGCUCUGAGUGUGAGCAAGAGAGAGAGGACAACGUCACUACGAGGUGCCCCACACCUUUAGAGAAGCUGACAACGGACAUGUGCCAGGAUGAGAAGACCAUCAAGGAACUGACCAUGGGCCGCAGAGUGGGCUUCUAUAAAGUCCGUGGUCAGAUUGGGUGUGGAAACUUCUCUAAAGUCAAACUGGCAUUCCAUGCCCUCACUAAAGACAAGGUUGCCAUAAAAAUCCUUGACAAGACACGGCUGGAUUUGCAGUCUCAAAGGAUGUUAUCUAGAGAGAUCUCCAACAUGGAGAGUUUGUCUCACGCCAAUGUCUUGCGACUCUAUGAGGUCAUUGAGACGCCGUGCCGAUUGUACCUGAUACUGGAAUAUGCUGGAGGUGGAGACCUUCACACCAAGAUCUGCACAGAGGGCAAGCUCUCUGACCAUGACAGCAAAAUUACCUUUGCCCAAAUCCUGUCUGGCAUCAAAUAUAUGCACGACAACAGCAUCAUUCACCGAGACCUGAAGGCAGAAAACAUUCUCUACAGCUGUAAUGCUUGUGUAAAGGUGGCUGAUUUUGGGUUCAGCAAAAGGGUCCGCAAUCGCAAUGAAGUCCUGGACACGUUCUGUGGGUCGCCCCCAUAUGCAGCACCGGAGCUCUUCAGGGAUGAAUCUUACAUUGGGCCACCAGUCGAUGUGUGGGCGAUGGGUGUCCUUCUGUUUUUCAUGGUGACAGGGACCUUGCCUUUCCGUGCCGACACCGUCGCUAAGAUACGCCGCUGUGUGCUUGAUGGAACUUAUAUCCUGCCUACCUGGGUGUCGGCACCCUGUCAGCGGCUGAUCCGCGGGAUCUUAAAACCCGAUCCCUCCGAACGCUGCGCUCUGGAUCAAAUGCUUGGCUGCGAGUGGCUUCUACCAGUCGACAUCACCCAUCCGACGCAGCCAACAAACAAGCUCGACCCUCUCCGACUGGUCCUGGCAGACCCAGGGGACCUGAGCAGAGACGAGCAGGAGGCCAGAGCUGCUCUUGAAGAGCUCGGAAUUACUGACGAACAUAUUCUCAACAAUCAGGGAAAGAAGAGCCGCAGCCCAGUAACUGGAGUCUAUCGCAUUUUGAUGCACCGUGUCCAGAAAAGCAGGGGAGUUGAAUGUGUGCCCAGUAUUAGCGGUGUGGUCAAAGACCCCAAGAGGGACAGUCUUCGUGCCUAUAGGAGUUUGCGGCACACUUCAAAGCUCUGCAUCCUGUCUUAA